Molecule: messenger RNA, 1719 nt
Organism: Phytophthora nicotianae INRA-310
Lineage: Eukaryota; Oomycota; Peronosporomycetes; Peronosporales; Peronosporaceae
Exons: 8
Coding region: 1-1719 (572 amino acids)
Biological process (GO): DNA recombination; DNA integration
Molecular function (GO): DNA binding
Source: RefSeq, a predicted model, not a curated record
AUGUCGUCCGUCAUCGUCGGGGCGAAAGUGGUGACGAUCCCCGUCCAAACAAAGGUCUCGAUCCAGCUCAAGGCAAAAUUCUUUCCUUUCGGUGCUGUGGAGAAAAAGGAUAUUGACCCGCAAGUCGAGGUUCGCCCAAUCCAUGACCUCUCGUUCCCUGAGGCGUCCUCUACCAACGACUACUUCGAUUCUGACAGCGCUCCGGACAUCGCAUACACCAGUGUGACUGUCCUCGCACGACGAAUUGAGGUUCUAGCUCUAGCUCAUCCUGGUAUUGUGAUCAAGAUGCUGAAGGGUGACGUCAAGUCAGCUUUCCGUCAUCUCAUGCUUCAUGCAUCACACGUUCGCUGGAUGGGAGCAACCUUCCCGGAUGAAAAUGCAUUAGUCAUCGACCUGGCAGCUCCAUUCGCGAGGAUGAUGAACUCUUUUCGCCGCCUCGAGCUCGCAGAAUCGACGCUGCGUCUGAGUAUGAUGGCGGUUUUGGAUCCCGACAGUAUCAACGACGCAAAGUUUUCCGGUUGGUCUACGCAACUGCAAACUCUCGGUCUCAUUUGGGAUACUACCGAUCGGACAGUAUCGAUGCCAGCGGCAAAAAUCCACAAGUGUCUGGACCGCGUCGUCCACAUGCUCACCUGUGAAAAAGUGACUAAGAAGCAUCUCCAGAAGCUACUCGCGGUUCUUCACCCUGCGCGAAGCGAAUUUAUACUUCUCAAGUUUGAUGAAGAGGAGGCGCUCAUGAUUCAAAAUUCGGAUUCAACAGGCUUCACUAUCAACCUUCAGUCAAGAAGUGGCUUUGGUCAAGAAAUCAACCGCGCCAUCGGCUUGGCAGAAGCAGUUUUUCGAAUUCGUCUCUCUGCCCACCAUCUACCGGGGUCGAUCAAUCGCAUGGCAGACGCAGGAUCACGCUCGUGGUCAUCUCCUUACUCACACUUGUGGUCAAUUUUGUCGUCCGGCUGGACUCAGGUGCAGGUGCCCGCGCACUGGAGGAAGAUUUACAAAGAAUUCUCCGCGAACUGCAAUCCAGUUCACUGGCCGCGUCAUCACGACAACGGUAUCUCUCCUCAUGGAACCAGUGGACACGAUGUCGCGUGGUAUCAUCGCUGCGAGUAUGGAGUCAAUAUCGGCCUCCUUCCCCACCACGCGAUGGCAAUCAAAGGAAUCCAUCGGCUUCGGCCUUCGCCCCGACCCAAGCUACCCAUUAUGGUGUCCAACCUCCGCAUACUCCACCAACAACUCAAUUUCCACUCAGCUCACGACCGUGUCCUAUGGGGGGCUACGGUCAUGGGCUUCUUUUUUCUGCUAAGACGCAGCGAGUAUUUACUUCAUGACAACAAGAUCUACCAAUUUGCUAUUCGACGAUCCGACAUCAAGUUUUACGAUCAAGCUGGCACAAUUUGCGAAGUGGAUAAGAAGGCCGCCAACCUCGCUGGCCAGGAUUUGAGCCGCUUCUCCACACACUCGCUGCGAAUCGGUGGAGCCACAGCUCUCUUCGCCGGCGGCAUCGACAGUCUGACCAUUAAACUGUUUGGGCGAUGGCGCUCUGCCGUAUUCGAGAGGUACACACGCAUCCAAGCUCAAGUCACUACAGCAAUGGCACGCUGCAUGAUCAAUCCCAGUCAAGCCGCUUGUUCCAAUCAACACCAACUUCAAGGGCAUCCUACUCGCCACACCCGGGCAGGAGGCAGUGUCAAUACAACAAGCUAUGUGCCCCAGAACUGA